AUGGUCACAGCUACAGACGCCACUCCAAAGAGUGGCACAGGGAGUCUGUCUAAGAGGGAACAGAAAAAGGCAAAGCAAAAUCAAAACCAAGAGGUUGAAGCUGAGGUCAAGGUGCGAGAAAAAGACAAGAAGGAGAAAAAGGAUAAGAAAGACAAGAAGCAUGCCAAGGAGCAGGAGGACAAGGCAGACCAGACGAUGGCAUCGGCAGAACGUGCACCACAGACGGGCAUCGUGCCCACACCCAAGGUGAGAGCAGCAGCUGAGCCCUCAAACGAGGUGAAGGCACCAGAGAAGAAAGACAAGAAGGAGAAAAAGGAUAAGAAAGACAAGAAGGAUGCCAAGGAGCAGGAGGACAAGGCAGACCAGACCAUGGCACCGGCAGAAAGUGCACCACAGAAGGGCAUCGUGCCCACACCCAAGGUGAGAGCAGCAGCUGAGCCCUCAAGCGAGGUGAAGGCACCAGAGAAGAAAGACAAGAAGGAGAAAAAGGAUAAGAAAGACAAGAAGCAUGCCAAGGAGCAGGAGGACGAGGCAGACCAGACGAUGGCAUCGGCAAAAGGUUCACCACAGACGGGCAUUGUGCCCACACCCAAGGUGAGAGCAGCAGCUGAGCCCUCAAACGAGGUGAAGGCACCAGAGAAGAAAGACAAGAAGGAGAAAAAGGAUAAGAAAGACAAGAAGGAUGCCAAGGAGCAGGAGGACAAGGCAGACCAGACCAUGGCACCGGCAGAAAGUGCACCACAGAAGGGCAUCGUGCCCACACCCAAGGUGAGAGCAGCAGCUGAGCCCUCAAACGAGGUGAAGGCACCAGAGAAGAAAGACAAGAAGGAGAAAAAGGAUAAGAAAGACAAGAAGGAUGCCAAGGAGCAGGAGGACAAGGCAGACCAGACCAUGGCACCGGCAGAAAGUGCACCACAGAAGGGCAUCGUGCCCACACCCAAGGUGAGAGCAGCAGCUGAGCCCUCAAGCGAGGUGAAGGCACCAGAGAAGAAAGACAAGAAGGAGAAAAAGGAUAAGAAAGACAAGAAGGAUGCCAAGGAGCAGGAGGACGAGGCAGACCAGACGAUGGCAUCAGCAGAAGGUGCACCACAGACGGGCAUCGUGCCCACACCCAAGGUGAGAGCAGCAGCUGAGCCCUCAAGCGAGGUGAAGGCACCAGAGAAGAAAGACAAGAAGGAGAAAAAGGAUAAGAAAGGCAAGAAGGAUGCCAAGGAGCAGGAGGACAAGGCAGACCAAACGAUGGCAUCGGCAGAAGGUGCACCAGAGACCAGUGGAGUGGCACAACCAAAAGCAGCAGCAGCAGCAGCACCAGCAGCAGCUGAGCCCUCGAGCGAGAUGAAGGCAUCAGAGAAGAAAGAAAAGAAGAGCAAAAAGAGCAAGAAAGAAAAGAAGGUAGAGGCAUCCAAUGAUGCAGCUGGUCAGGAAGAAAACACAACAGGGAAAGCAAAGGAAGCACUGCAAACAGUGCCUGAGGUCACAGAGCAGGUACCAGAAAAAAAUGAUGGGAAGAGACACAUGGCUGAGACAGAGCACACAGCAAUGAAGAGGAAAAAAAUUGAGAAGGUGUCAAGGAAAGCAAAUGCUGGCACAGGUGAGUCGCCAGAAAAGAAAAGGUUCAAGCCAGUUCGUGUUGAGGCAGAGUCUGGGAGUGAUGUUGAGAAGGAGUGGGAGCCCAGACCCAUUGCUACGCCUAUGCAGAAGAUUGAGCCCACACGGACCAUGGAAAGCUUAGACCUGUUUCGGUCUUUGUCGGAUUCACAGCUUAUGAGCCCAGCCAGUAUUACUGGCACUGUGAGUGGAUCCUCAGCAGCGGCAGGGACACCUGCUGAGGUUUCGGAACCUCGUGCCAAAAAUGGUGGUGUUGCUCGCAGAACUGCCCUGACAGAAGCCGAGAAGGAAUCCAUCGAAAACAUGAGUCAGCCAGCAGAUAUGGAAGAGUCGGAGCGUAAGAGGCAAUACUCGGCUUUGCGCCGAGCUGUGAACCGGAGCUGCAACCCUGCUUUGGUCAUGAAGAUGCAGAAUUGCAGUGACACAGAGAGGUUUAGCAUGUUGAAAACAUGGCUCGUUAAUGACAGCUUGGAUUCGAUCCAUGUUGAAGAGCGAUAUGUGAAGAUGGUUGAAGAAAGCCGCACUGACCGCUAUAUCACCAUGACACUUUUCCAGCUUGAAAAAAAAUACGGAACUUCGAGUGAGGCCCAAAAGUUCAUUGCUGAUUUGAUCAAAGGCCAGACGGGUACUCCACACCCACAAUCCGACAACCCCAAAGCUAAGAUGUACAAGGUCCUUGCGGAGAUAGUAGAGGAGAAGGGUGAGAAAACCCGGGGUGAGUCAAAUUAUGCUGUGGGUGGGCGAGUGAGAUCGGAGGCUGCCAAGAAAGCUGUUGCCAAGGCAAUUGCCAAAAAUGUGAACGAUCUUGACAAUAUGGGGUUGGUAGACCUCAAGACUGGGGCUAUCAAGUCCAAGCGAAAGGGCAAGUCAAAGGAGAAGUCCCCUGAAGAAAUGGCUCUCAAAGAUGUGAAAGCAUAUGUCGCCAAGUUCCUAGCCCUGCACCCACAUGUUUUUGUUAUUCCACACAUAUCCAUACAGCUAGCUGGAAUUCAAAUUGUAGUGAACUUAAUAUUUUCACAUCCCAGGUUGAAGAAAGCUAUCAAUGAGCUUGAGUCCAAGAUCGUUGAGAUGGGCGAAUUACAGAUCCCAAACAGUUCUGAACUGGUUCCCUGA
This is a messenger RNA of Cladocopium goreaui, 2721 nucleotides long. Lineage: Eukaryota; Dinophyceae; Suessiales; Symbiodiniaceae. The record is from the annotation of a GenBank genome assembly.